AUGCCUUUGAGCAGAUAUUGCGAUGCGUGCCAGGUUUUAACAUUGGGAUCAGCUCAAGAAUCAUGGAGAACGGUCAACACAAAACAUAAACAUCUUGCUUCUAUUCAUACUGGAAGAUGCAUUAAAGGGGUGAUAUAUUAUCUAGCAGAUAUCUAUCCUACUGGUGUUUGUGUUAUAAUGAGUUUUGAUGUCAGAUAUGAGAAAUUUAGUAUGAUAGAAUUACCAUCGGUUAUUAGUAAAGAUAGGGUGAUGACUUAUGAUGGGAAAUUAGCUUGUCUUGAUAGACGUAAUUACCUUAGAAAACUCUGGAUUUUGGAAGACGCAGAGAAUCACAAGUGGUCGAGUCAUGACUCUAUUUCACUGCCUGUAGGUCACUUUAAUGAGAGUUUGCAUACUUGUUUCAACCUAACAGGUUGCACUCAUGCUGGUGAGUUUGUUUUCGUACCAUCCGUGUUUGGUAAAUCGUUCUAUGUUUUAUUUUGGGAUCCGGUGAGAAACAGCUUUAGAAGAUUUGUACUUGAAGGAAUCGUAGACGACGAGUCUUUGCUCAAUAAUGGUGUUCAAGACGGAUCUAUGUAUGCGCUCCAUGCUUGCCCCAAUCACAUUGAUAGUCAAAUGUCCUUGUUGUAG
This is a messenger RNA of Microthlaspi erraticum, 630 nucleotides long. The record is from the annotation of a GenBank genome assembly. Lineage: Eukaryota; Viridiplantae; Streptophyta; Magnoliopsida; Brassicales; Brassicaceae.